AUGUGCAGCGCAGAAAGGAUGUGCGAUCGUGGCUCGUGGUCGUCGACGCCGUUUAUUUCCGGGACGGCGUUGCCCGGCGCAGUUUUCUUUCUCGUGUGCGACAUGCCAGUUGGCGGGCAGCCGUCGAGCGACGUGGAGGAGCGCGUGCGCCGCCUGGAGGCCGACAAGGAGUCGCUGCAGCUGCAGGUGGCCGUGCUGAGCGAGCAGAUCGAGGAGAUGCUGGCACGUUCCUCUUUGGAGACACACAAACUUGAACUUUUGUCUGGUAUCUCAGAACUCAAACUCCAACAAGCUGCCAUUGAAAGAGAAAAUUUGGAAUUACGAGAACGACUUAGCGAGGAACGUCGACGAAAUAAGCCUCCCUUAGCACCACGCUCUGUACUGCACGCUACGUCCACUCCUUUCUCUUCCCCUUCCCAAAAUGCUCAGUUAUUGGUUGGAGCUUCACCAUCUCCAUCACCUGUUUCCUCAAUGUCGGAUGGCAGUCCUCGCCGGCUUGGAAACGAGGAAAUCCCUCAGCCACGAACACCCCCAGCAAAUUUCCGUCGCAAAGUGGAUCAUUAUGGUAGUUUGCCACGCCAGCGGACUGGGUCUGGCAGUUCAAUGCCCCCUCUGGAUCCCAACCUUCUUGUGAGCAGUGGACGAAAGGGAGUGGCAUUCGCUGAAACUGAACGAGUAGUUAUUGAUGACCAACCUGCUGUGGAGGAGGAAAAUAAUAUUGUGAAUAGUUUCUCUCCACAACCCAGUCCACUAUUACAACCUCAAAAGAAUAAAGGCAUCAAGAAAAUUUUUGGCAGAAUUAAGCGUAGCAAUUCAGGGACUUUGGAAGACUUGCCAGGAGAAGGAGAGUUUCGACGAGGUGGAGUGCGAGCCACAGCUGGUGCUCGCCUUGGAUGGGGAACAGCCCCAACACCUGCUCCUAAACCUGAUUUGCCCUUCUCGCAAUGGGAUAGUGAAGCUAUCUCCCAAUGGCUAUCUGAUCUGGGUUUAGAAUGUUAUGCAAAUGAUGCUCGCAGAUGGGUGAAAACUGGGGCACAAUUGCUCUCAGCAUCUACUCAUGAAAUUGAUAAGGAGCUUGGUAUCAAGAGCCCAAUUCACCGUAAGAAACUGCAGUUAGCAUUACUCUGUGAAGCGGAAAAUGGUAUUGUCAAACCGGAAGAUCCACAUCUGUUAUCAGCAGGACGAUUAGAUACUGCCUGGGUUCUACGAUGGCUGGACGAUGUUGGCCUCCCACAGCACAAAGAAUCCUUUUUGGCUGCUCGAGUGGAUGGCCGUGUGUUACAUCGUCUAACUGUAGAUGAUCUAGCACUCUUGCAUCUCAGCUCGAGUUUGCAUGUUGCAAGUUUGCGCCGUGGUAUACAAGUUCUUCGUGACCAUGGAUUUGACCCAAAUUGUCUGUUGCGAAGAUCAUUACCAGAUGAGACUGGUGCACCAACACCUCAAGAUGUAGCACGAUGGACAAAUCAUCGAGUUAUGGAGUGGCUGCGAGUUGUGGAUUUGGCUGAGUAUGCUCCUAAUCUGCGUGGAUCUGGAGUGCAUGGUGGUUUAAUGGUACAUGAACCACGUUUUACAGCAGAACUGCUUGCCAGUUUACUUUCUAUCCCACCCAGCAAAACAUUAUUACGUCGUCACCUUAACACACACUUUAAAGAACUAUUAGGACGUGAAUGUAUUCAAGAAAAGCGUGAAGCUGAAGCUACAUUAGGUUAUGUCCCCUUAUCAGCAACAACCAAAGUUAAGCUCGCCAAGAAAAGUCAGUUCACUUUGAAGCGAAAAAAGUCAAAGGCUGAACUGGACAUGGGUGACUUGGUGUGCCCGUUGGAUCCCUCCAAGCCAGGUGAAGGCUCGCCUCAGACCCCGCCCUUGCACCUGCACGGUGAUGGCAUAUCACCUGCGAGCAAAGCUCCAAAAGCAGGGGUUGCCUCUCAGGGAACUGACACCAACAGCCUGGCUGAGUCCUCAGCCUCAGACCGCACCAGUACUGUGUGAAUCUGUUGCCAACAUUGCGCCUGGCUGCUUUCCCAGCAGCAGCCAACCAUUGCUCAUACUGAGCCUCCUAGUCUUCUUCCAUCUCCCCACAUACUGGUAGUCACACGUAAGCUUUAGGACAAAUCUUGCAGAUGCUCAUCUCAGAGACUUGUUCAUUGUAGUUUAAAUUCUUUCAAAUAAAAUGGAUAUUUUUUUUUAAUUGAUUCAACUUAAUUUGUUUAAGUUUGAUUAUUCGAAAAUGUGUCUUAUAGAAAUACAAUAAAUAACUUCGAAGGAGGUUGUUUUAUUUACUUGUAGCAUCAUUACUCCUUAAGCAAUUUGCAUUUUAUGACAUAUCUAUACUUCUAUCACCCAAAUUAGUUGCAGGGAAAUUGUGAUAAUAAAUUAAAAAUGAGAAAGUAACUUUUCCAGUAUUACAUAGGCAAGAGAUAUGUAAGUCCAUUUGUAGCAUUCAAAAUUCACAAGAUAAUAGAAAAUGCUGAAUGAAAUAAUUUUUGCAAUGCAAUUGUAUUACUUCCAUAUCAAUAAUUAAAAACACAUCUUGUGAAGUUUAACUAUUAUAACUGUUACUAGAUUUUACACCCAGUUUGACAAAGACUUUGAAUACACCAUCCAUCCUAAGAACCAUUUGUUUUGUUUCACACUAUGAUCGUGUUGAUAUUCCCCCCAAAGUAUUACCAUCUGCUAGAGUUGUUACAAUAUUUUCUUAAUUUUUAUUCUUUUUAUUUUUCUUCUUAUAUGGUAGUUUUGCUGUAAAAGGUAUUCAGAAUUGAGUCUAAACAUUGAUAAGGGGAUGGAAAUAUUAUAUUUCUGAAGAAGUGGAGGAAUAUUUACCAAAGAACAAAAUACACUGCAAAUGCAAGUCAUUGUUGUAAUGUGAAAACCCUUUUAGAUGAUAUAAAUGAUAUUUAAUUAUUUUUGUAACAACUCUGGCUAAUAUUAACUUCUGAUUGUAAAUUUUUGAGUAAAUUAUCUCUGACAUGUCUGUUCAAUUUUUGCACUACAUGAGGCCAUUUUAAAUUUAAAAUUUUCAGAUAAUAAACAUAAUACCUAUGAUAAGAUAAAAGUUUUAAAUAAAUUUUACCCUGAGCUAUACAAUUGUGUGGUUAUCAAAUGAAUAAGACAGUUUUAUCUAUUGAAAAUUUGUACGUAAUAGUUUGCUAUUAAGUUCAGUUUUUUUCAGCUAAAGCUUUCUUUCAGAAUAGAUAACUACCAAGCCUCUGUGGUUUGAAUUAUUGUCAGAAUUUUUUGACACCAAUUGACACACAUGAAACAAUUGAAAGCAACAAUAAUAGUCGGUAUGUGGAUAGAGAGGACUAGACAACUAUUUGGGGCAUUUUUAUGUGAACAAUCAUAAUAUGUAGUGUAACAAUUUUGUAUAUUUCAGAGUACUUAUACAUGUUUUGGUGGCACUGAGGAAUGGAUUAUAGUAGCACGACAGCUGUAUUUUGUAUUUGACAUUCCAGCUCUGCUACUAUAAUGAAUACAUAUUUCAGUAAAUUUUAAGUAAGACAUGGAUGUUCAAACUUAUUAGUUGUUUUGACAUUGUUGUGCUACUUUUACAAGACAACCAAGAAAUCACAAUCUGUAAUACUAUAUAUUUUGUAUUCCAGAGUGUGUAACACAUAUUUUGGCGCUGUAAUUGAUCCAAAGAGCUUGAAAAUAUCUUGUGAUAGUCUUGUAAAGCAGUUUUUUUAUAUUUCUUUUGACAGUUUUUAAGCUUGAAUGUCAUUGUCUUUUGUGAAAUGAAACUUAAAGACUGUUUUUGGAAAACAAUUUGUGAAGCACGAUCAUUGUGUGCUUAAACCUGUAUUCUGUUUCAAUUCAUUUAUUCAGGGACCAAACCUACCUUGUUGACCAAGAGAUACCAGUUUUGUAUGUGUGUGUAUAUAUGUUUUGUUGUGAGAAUAUAAAUGGCUUUUUAUCCCAGCAACAGUAUCGCACAUCAACAGUACAAAGUUAAUAUUUGUACUUGUGUUGAGUAUUGCUUGUACAAAAAUCAUUUGUAGUUUGUGUGUUAGAUUAGCCAAAAGUAAUUUUUAUCAGGAAUCUUCAAAGACAUAUUCCAUUUUUUAUGACUGGGAUAAUACUUAUUCUUUCACAUCUAACAUGUGAAAGACUAACAUUUUUGCUCUUUGACACUUCUUCCAGUACUUUAAGGAAUAGUGCAGGGAAGUAAGAAAUAUUCAUAAGCCACAGUGAUUAUGUAUUAAAUUAUUACUUUCUAUCAUCUGGUUUUAAAAGCGUUACAUAAUUGCAUUUGUUAUCAAUUUGUGCAGGUUAUACUUUUAAAAUACAGUAACAUAGCAUUAAGGAGGAGACUAAGACAAUAACACAGUAAAUGUAAUGUUAGAGCUGAAAUGCAAAAAACAAGACUUCCACAGCCAAUCUGCAAUAAUUAUAUCAUGUGUAUUGUAUAUUUAUUCAUAUGAACAUUAGCAGAAUUCUUGCCCCAUAUGCUUGAAAGAUGAGUUUUAUUGGCCUUGUAAUGCUAGUCAUUAAGAGUUGAUUUUUAAUCUAUCAUAUUAUUAUUAUUUGAAUAUACUAUUUCUUUAAUUUUUCAUAGUUCAGUCACAAUCCCAAAUUUUUGUGAUUUUGCCAUUUUUUGUUUAGGAUAGCGAAAAUUGUUUGUACAUUGAUUAAAAUAUAAAUUGUUUGUAUUUUUUAUUUAAUGUCUCUUAGGUUCACAAAAGAGUUUUUUAUAUCAGCCAUGAGCAUUAAAUGAAUUAUGAUUUGAAGGACUUAAAACUGAGCAUUGUGGAUAUUUUAGAAUUUCAUUUCUUCAUAAUGUAAAUGAUGUAAAAUAUGGAUUCACAUCCAGUCUUUUGAUUAUAGUUUACCCAACUUAUAAAAAAGAAAUGUUCAGUGUCAGAAAAUCAGUAUUCUAAUAUGUUAGAACUUCUUUUCAAUUCUUUUCCAUUAUUAGUUAAAUAUAUUCUUAGUAUAUUUUUAUAUUUUAUUUGCAUUGUGAAUGGAAGUUGGAAAUACUACAAAUACUAAUUAAAAUGGAACUGGAAAUUUGACAAAAAUGUUGAAUGUGAUGUGUAUUCAUGACAUUUAAAAGGAAAUUUUCUGCUCACAACAUGAUUGCUUCAUAUUGGUUCUCAGAAGCAUAUGAGGUCUUUCUUCUGCUGUAAACCAUUGAAAUAUUGUUAGUAAUUCAGACUUUGAAUAAAUGGGAAGUUCUUGUUGACUUUUUCACCUUUCACUCUAACAUGUGAACACGAUGUUCCUCUUAUGAAAGAGAGGAAGUACUUAUUAAUUAAAUGACAUGAGCAAAAAUUGUCAAAGACAUUGAACAGGUAAUGGUAUUGUCUUUUUGGAGAAAUUAUUCAUGCUGUACACUCAGGACUGAAUAAAAUAGUUUUGGUUUCACUGUUCCUGCAUAUUUCUGUCUUUGUAGGAUUUAAAUUAUUUUUAAUUAUAUAAUUUAAGUGUAGGUUACAUUUCAUGCUGGAAAACAAUUGUAUUUGGGGUGAGUUUUUUCACCACCUUAAUGUGGAACAAUGUUUUAUUGAAGAAUUACUUUUUUCCAUCGAAUAGAAAAGAAGAGGUUUUUGAAUGUGCAUAUUCAUAUUCUUCAAAAAGAUUUUAUCUGUAAAGGAAAAUUUAGCAACUUUAUGUUCUCAUGAAAGUACAUUUGCAACAUUUUCUUCUUGAAAUUUUAAUUUCUUUUCAAUUUUUUGUAUUUUAAACAUAAUUUCAUAGAAAUUGUGAAUGAAUCAUAAAAUCUCUUUCAGUAUGAUUUCUUUUUUUUCCAUACUGACAAAUCUUAAUCUCUUUUCCAUGAAUGGAGAUUGUUUAUAUGUAAAUUUGUCUUUAAUCACUUUCAGUUGAUUCAAUACUACAACUGAAUUUUAUUGUUUACUUCUGAUUUGUAUUCCAGGAGUUGACAUUCUAAUGAAACAACAGUUUGUCAUAGCAGUGAAGAGUUUUCACUGAAUGUUACAGUGGUUGAUAUUGUUGAACAUAAUUUGAACACAAAGGAAGUGAACUAUACAGGGAUGUAGGAUUUUGCUGUUGUGUCAGUUACAGAAUUACACAAAAAGACGAAUGUAAAUAUCGUCUGUUAAUUCAUGUAAUGUGAAAACAUUAAUUUACAGGCACUGUUACCAUUAGCACUUAAGAAGAAUAUAUUUGUUUAAAGGAAUUUUAUGGAAGUUGAUAUGAAUUACAAAAUAUGAAUUCAUGUGCUCACUAAUAAAACUGUGUUAACAACAAAUUUUAACAUAUGUACUCUCUUAAUUAAUAAAUAAAUACAUACAUGAUACCAGAUUGUCCAAGUUGAAAAUUAUUUUCUUGUGGUUAAUACAAAGUGUGUAUGUAUACAAAUUAAAGGUAGAGAAAGAAAGGUAAGAACAUUUGACACAAAAUGCCUAUAUUUGAAAAUGUUGAUUUACACAUUCAAUACUCCUAUUGGUACUAUCUACAGAUAUUGGUAAAUGAUGAGGUAGUGAUUGCUAGCCAGCUAAGGACAUUCCUAUUGACAUAUUUCAUAUUUCUUUAUCUUUGUCUUGUUUUUGGCUGACAGUUCUUUUCAAAAGUUCUCUUCUUGUUGGAAAUAAAGCCAUUGGAGAAAAGCUCUUAUGAAGCAAUUUUUUGUAAUUGUUUUUCAUCAUAUUGGUUAUUUCAAUAUUUAUUUGAAAUAGCACAUUUUGCAACUAGCUUAUAAGGCUCUUUAUUGCAAAAGUACUCGUUUUGAAAAUGACCAACGUUAGAAGUUUUUCAUUUUUGAAACAAGUACUUACCAACACAAGAAAGCAACAUUGUAAAUGAGUUGCAUAUGCUAAUUUUUUUUUGAGUAACAGCAUUAUAAAUUUAUAAAAGAACCAAAAUUAAUUUGGGAAACAAAUUUCAAAAGCAGUUUUGCAGUUGGCAAC
Messenger RNA from Gryllus bimaculatus (two-spotted cricket), 6869 nucleotides. NCBI's taxonomy places the organism in Eukaryota, Metazoa, Arthropoda, Insecta, Orthoptera, Gryllidae. The record is from the annotation of a GenBank genome assembly.